Messenger RNA from Diaporthe batatas, 1582 nucleotides. RefSeq lists its product as uncharacterized. NCBI's taxonomy places the organism in Eukaryota, Fungi, Ascomycota, Sordariomycetes, Diaporthales, Diaporthaceae. Gene Ontology annotation, molecular function: oxidoreductase activity, acting on the CH-OH group of donors, NAD or NADP as acceptor; NAD binding. The record is from RefSeq and is a predicted model, not a curated record. The coding region runs from base 4 to 1287 and encodes 427 amino acids. The transcript has 3 exons.
GCUAUGAAUCCGUUUUCCCAUCAACCAUUUCUUUUCAAGGCCCAAGUCUCCGAAUACGUUGAUCGAACAACGGCGUUUCCUUCACAUCUCAAGCCCACAAGCCCCCAAAAGAUGCCGUCGGAACCCACGCUCGCCCCGAAGCAGCUCCCGUCCGCCGGGCACGAGGUCAUAGCCGUGCUAGAGUCCAUACACGUGCCAUGGGAGGAGUUCGACAGCACGCCCAGUAGCCACGAGGUGCUCCUGUACAAAUACACCGACCCCGACGACGACGACGUUGCCGCGCGGGUCAGGGACGCCAGCAUCGUCAUCCUUUCGAUUUGCCGGCUCACGGCUGAGACGCUGAGACAGGCACCGCACUUAAAAUGUAUCAUCAGCCACGCAGUCGGGACAGACCAUAUCGACCUGGCCUACUGCAGGCAGGCCAACAUCCAGGUCAUGACCUGCACGGGCUGCAACACCGAGUCCGUCGCCGAGCACGCCCUCUCGUUGUAUUUUGCGACGAGGAGGAGUCUCGUCCCACUCUACACUGCGCUGGCCGAUUUCGGGCCAGACCGUCCUAACGACUGGAAGUCCAAGGGCAGCCUGAACGCCAUCAUGCGAAACGGCACAGGGGCGCUACCGCGGACAUGCUCUCAGGAGACAGCGGGUAUUAUCGGCUACGGCGCCGUGGGGAAGCAAAUCGCAAAGCUAUGCCGGGCCCUAGGGAUGAAGGUCGUGAUAUCUCAGCGCAAAGGCACCACCACCACCGCCACCAGCGACGACACCACGCUCGCCACGACGGGACAGCAGCAGCAGCAGCAGCAGCAGCAACAGCAGCCGCCACCGCCUCGUGUCCCACUCCCAGACGUCCUCUCGCAGGCGACGGUGCUCUUCCUAGCGCUGCCCCUGACCCCGGAGAGCGCAGGGCUCAUCUCCGCGGCCGAGCUGGCACGCAUGCGGCCCGACGCGGUGGUGGUCAACGUGUCGCGCGGCGGGAUCGUCGACGAGGCGGCCGCGGUGGACGCGCUGCGGUCCCGGGCGCUGUUCGGGUACGGCACCGACGUGUUCGCGCGCGAGCCCGCGGGGGACGGCGGCGACAGCCCGCUGCUCGGCGAGGCGGCCAGGGGCCUGAACCUCGCGCUGACGAGCCACCUGGCCUGGUUCUCUGGCACGACCGUGCUGAACCAGGUGCGCAGGGUCAAGGAGAACCUCAGGGCGUUCCUGGAUGGUGUUGUAGGGCCGUUGGAUGGUAUUGUUGUGCAGCGCGACUUUGCAUCAGACGUCAGACCUGGUGUCACGGCUCCUUGAGACUGGAGGUGUUGGUCUGCCUCCUGAGUCAGAUAUGCAUUCAUUAUUCAGUCACGGCGCUGCAGAAGUACGUCGCAAAGUGGGCGACGAUGGCCCCUUUCCAGAUGGAGCGUCUGUAAGUGAGGUUCGGCGGACACGUUUCUAUCUAUGACUGUCUUCGACGGAACCAGUUAGUUGCAUGUGAGCUGUCGGCGCGAGGAGACAGAUCGAUCGAGGCGGCAACGCAAAAUGAUACAUUCAGCUGAGACAAGCGUUCUACUCUCUCAACCCGUUAUGCAGAAUUUGCGUCCAAGAU